Helobdella robusta is the source of this 747-nucleotide messenger RNA. RefSeq lists its product as hypothetical. The record is from RefSeq and is a predicted model, not a curated record. Bases 1 to 747 code for a protein of 248 amino acids. The transcript has 2 exons. NCBI's taxonomy places the organism in Eukaryota, Metazoa, Annelida, Clitellata, Rhynchobdellida, Glossiphoniidae.
AUGCAGCCAUCCAUGUCUCCAUCAGUCUGCAGUCCACGUUCCUACGCUGGGGAGGCAGCUGCUUUCUCAUUCUCACCGGAACUCACCUUUUUUGAUUCAACGCUACCAAACCAGCAACAAAUAAAACAUUCACAGCAAAUUAUUUCUCCAUUCCAACAAAUUAAGUUUCAACAACUGCAGCAAAUGCAUAGCAACAUUUAUCAACCGCAGCAAGCUCAUAUUCAACAAACGUCAUUGCCUCGGCAGAAAUUUGUUCCUCAGUCACAACUUGCCCCUCGCUUCAUUGCACCAUUGUCUCCGCAACGAAUGCCCGUCGUUCAAUCUUCUACUCCAUUCAACCAGCAACAACUUCUACUUCAACAUCAACUGAAAUUUGCUGCUAUUUCGCAAGCCAGUGGUGUCGCUUCUCAGUCUCAUGAGCAGCAGUCAGCCUCAUCUCCGAUCUCGCCAUUGUUACCAUGUCGACAACUACCUCAAACAUCGCCGGCACAAUCUUCUCUGGACAAGUUAACAGAAUCUCCACAGCACGAACCUCCGUCGGAUCAAUCAUCGAGGCUGGAUCCUGUUAUCUAUUCAAUGGGAAGUGAUUUCCACCAAGCAUUCCUUUUUCCAUCCACUUCCAUUGCUUCAGUUUGUUUGAGGCAAGAUUUGUUGCAUGCCACAGAUAAGGUGACCUCCGCUAUGAGCACUCUUGUCAACGAACUUAAUAUGGGUUUGUUGGAAGGAUUAUUCGAGAGUUCAAAAUAA